Messenger RNA from Alternaria novae-zelandiae, 2835 nucleotides. RefSeq lists its product as uncharacterized. Bases 1 to 2835 code for a protein of 944 amino acids. The transcript has a single exon. NCBI's taxonomy places the organism in Eukaryota, Fungi, Ascomycota, Dothideomycetes, Pleosporales, Pleosporaceae. The record is from RefSeq and is a predicted model, not a curated record.
AUGGCCGACCAGCUCACCCAGAUACCCGCCUUGGUUACACCUACACUUCAGCGUCACAACAAGAGACGCCGCUCGACAUCGAUUGCGCCAGAGCAAGCUGUUUUUCUUCCUGGCGCCGGCUCGUCAAAUGAUGAGAACGAUCCGACAACCACUCCACACGAACAGCGCCACCCCGACGACACCACUAUACAUAGGCGCACGAGGAAAGCCCAUGGGGUCAAGCGCCGACGUAUCGCUGGCGACUUCAACCCCGUCCACGGCCCUGGUUUCUCUCGUUCAUCCGACCUGAAAGAGGUGCGAUCACAGAUUGCGCCGACUGCAAACCCAUCAAGCAUUGAUCCCGUCUCAGGCGGCGAUCAUCCCAACAAAGACAUCACCGCCCUCCCUGUCGAAUAUAUACCAUCUCAACCCAACCCCGUUACCAAGACUCUGAAGCAGACUCCUCAAACACCAGGUGGAGACCGCAAGAAGAAGUUCAAAGUCUGGGAAGACGAGCCGCAGCCGUCUAAACCCGAAGACCCAACACCCGCUGCCGCAAAGUUGCUGCAAGAUAUCACCAACACCGGAGCUCCACGCAUGUGUCGCCGCGUAGAGGGGUAUACGCCGCGGUUCCGCGCGCAAGAGGCUGAUUACUAUUAUCAUCCCAACCUCAAGGACUUCCACUUUCCACAGGGCGUCGCCGCAUCCACUGAGGAGGCUGUCGAAGAAGCGGCUCGGAGUGAGCGAGACGCGCCUACCGCAGAAGCAGAACAAGAGACCCAAGACGCACAACUAGAGAUUGCACAGUCAUUGAAGCGGAAAGCCGAUGACGACCUUCGAGAGCGUGGUGCAGAGAAGCUGAGGAAGCUUAAUGGCCAACAACCUUUGCCUUGGAUAGUCCAUGGCAAGAUCCGACAUGAUCCAGCUCAAGACUUUGAGACUGAGUACUUCACCAUAUCCACCCCGUCGCUACCCUCAGAGCCCGUGGAGGAUGUGUUCAACACGGUAGAAUCGGGGCAAUCCCAGAAAGAGAUUGAUGCAGCGCUUGAGACGAUUAAAGCGCAACAGUUGCCAACACCCAUCUCCGAGCCCGUAUCCAACGAGGUGUUGUCGCCUCUUAUAUAUUACAACCUGAACCCAUCCAGCAUAGUCCAUGUACCGGGGGACGAUGAGCUAGCCCUGGACAAAUCAGAGUCAGGAUCUCUAGAUUUGGAUGCUAUCUUGAUGGGAAUGACACCAAAUGACACAUGCCCCAUCGUCGAGGAAGAUGCUUUUGAAGGAUUCGGUACCUACAAACCACCGACAUCGCAAGACGAUGACAUCCCCGCCGGCAACAAAGCUGCAUUCGCUGGCUUUGGUAACUACCAACCACCGCCACAAACCGUUGCUGCUGCAUCUCCCGCGGUCGGGAACGACGCAUUUAAAGGGUUCGGUACCUACAUCUCACCGCCAACAGAAAACAAAGAACUCCCCGUCGUCAACAAAGAUGCAUUCGAGGGAUUUGGUAUUAACCAACCACCGCCACCGAUCGUUACUGUUGCAUCUCAGCCCGCUCCAAAGAUCGUGACCACAGUUCCAUCUUUGAUAGAUAGGAACAACCAGCCCAUCAUCAAAAUGGGUGUAGCCUACAGCGAAGGCUAUGACCCAAGAAACCCGCAGAACUUCAAGCACUACCUCGCCCAGUUCACCGAUCGACCUGCGGUUUCGCGACCACGAGAGCGCGAGUAUCGCCCAAUGCCAGAGAUGUUGGAGAUCGAGACUCUGAACCAGCGAUUAGACUGGGUAGUCCCGAAUGGAGCAGAAGCUCCCCACCUUUUCCGCGACAUGACAGCACCACCACCUCACAUCGACUCAGAGUUAGCUCGUUGUGUUCGCUUCGCCCAUUCCGACGCGCAAAGACGCGUUAACUGGCGAGCGCAUCCCACCCAUGUUGCCGAAAUUAUCCAGCGCACCAACUUCUACGGAAUGGAAUUGCUGGUCAGUCGGAACGAAAUGCACAUCUCGUCACCCCCGACGGCAGACGAGUUUGAGCUAGCCAUGGCAACUCGGCUGGCACAUAUAUCCUUCGGCAUGGACACGAAGGACUAUAUUGCGGCUGAUGUGCCAGCUAUCAUGGAUUACUUCAUGGAGAAUCCUCCGUCGGCGAUAAGCGUCUUCCCAACAGAAGAGGAAGACUGCUUUCGCGCCUUCACGGAUUAUUAUCGCGUUACGUUCGAAGAGAAUUAUCCACCAUUGAAUGCUCUCGGCUUGCCAGAAUGGCAGACCUUGCUGGAUGCUGAGGAGGGCAAGCCCUCUCUCAAAGCACAAACCUUACAAGGCAUCGUCCAGUCCAUCAAAGGGCUGGCUCCACACUGCCCUGGCGAUGCAGAAGGGACAGAUAUCCUCAAAGAUCAGGUCUCUCACGAGAAGCCUGACUUGAGAUAUGCGCAUCUCGAUAACGCUCGUCUGGAACUUAGCCAGGCCCUAGGCGUGGGUAGGGACGGCUUCAACGGAGACCCACAGUGGCCCGAUCAGCUGACCAGCGCCGUCUUACCCAGCGUGGCUCAGAACGAGGAAUUACAGCAUUACGAUGCAAAUCCAGCUUCUUACUGGAACAACACAGAAGCUCCAGGGGAUAAUCCCCAUCCUAUUGUACCCGAAGCAGAUGCAAGGGUUGAAGAUGUGCACGGCGAUUACUACGGCCCAGAGGGCUGGUUUCGCGCCGAUGCGAACACGCUGAUGCCAUGGGAUUCUGGCCUAGAUGUCAUACCACCAGGUUUCAGCGCAGCUCCAUUGGACUAUGGUGCUAUAGGGGAAUACUUCAAUCCGUCGGCAUUCGGCGCGUUCAACGAUGCUGAGCCGGAAACACUGUUGUAA